AUGACUGAUGGAAAAAGGACUAUGAGAAACAGAAAUUUUGAAUCGUUAUUAUUUUCCUACCCAAAAGAAUUAGAAAAUAUUCCAACUAUUCCAUUCAUUUUUUAUGCAAAAAUGAUACUUAGUGGUAUUCCACUUGAUGAAAUUCAACCUAAAGUUAGGAAAUUUACAACCAAAGGAGUUUGUAAGUAUUGGUUGUUUAACAAUUGGAUGGUGUCUAUUACAAAAUAUGAAUAUGCAAGGGAUUUCUUAUCAGAACCAGCAAAUCCUGCAUUUAACCGUGCACUUUCACCAGAAGUUGUCGGGAAAAUAACAAUUGAUUUGAUGAAUUUACUUGAUAAAUUAGUUGAUCAACCAUUUGAUAUCUUUAAAGUAAUGCAAAGAACCACCAUACAGGUUUUAGGAAAAAUUGCAUUUAGUUAUGAUUUCAAGUGCUUAGAAAAUUUAGAAACUCGUCAUGACUUGAUUGAGACCUAUAUUAAACUUCUAAGGUCACUUCGUAACCCAAUUGCUUUUAUUUUACCAUGGUUAAGUAAACUUCCAACAAAAUCAAAGGCUGAAUUUGAAAAAGAUUUAGAAAUUUUUAAUAAAACAAUGCUUGAAAUUAUUCAAAAUAAAAAAGAAGAAAUUAAAAAAUCAAAGCUUCCUAAUAAUAAUGGAUAA
Entrophospora sp. SA101 is the source of this 660-nucleotide messenger RNA. The record is from the annotation of a GenBank genome assembly. Lineage: Eukaryota; Fungi; Glomeromycota; Glomeromycetes; Entrophosporales; Entrophosporaceae.